This is a messenger RNA of Styela clava, 597 nucleotides long. RefSeq lists its product as uncharacterized. The record is from RefSeq and is a predicted model, not a curated record. Gene Ontology annotation, biological process: antibacterial humoral response; innate immune response. Gene Ontology annotation, molecular function: serine-type endopeptidase inhibitor activity. Lineage: Eukaryota; Metazoa; Chordata; Ascidiacea; Stolidobranchia; Styelidae. Gene Ontology annotation, cellular component: extracellular region.
AAGCUAUAUUGAACAAAGAUAUUCGAAUCUUUGAAAAAGAAAACAACCACAAUAUGAUGAAAAUUGCCAGUGUAAUCUGUUUUGCUGUAUACUUCACCAAUGUCAAUGCAGGGAUCCGAUUACUUCCGAGAUGGGAUCCAAAAUGUCCUGUCACUUAUGCAACCGAUCAAAUAGGAAUUUGUAUUCAUCGUUGUUACUCAAACGAUGAUUGCAAUUACGGAAGAAUAUGUUGUUCGAACGGAUGUGGAAGUCAAUGUGUAAAAGCACCACUUGAUGAACGAUGCCCGCCAAUAGAUCCAAGGAUGUUGGAACUCCGUCAAAGAAUAUUGUGUCUUCCUCCAUCAUGUCACAGCAAUGAUCAAUGCAAGAAUGGAGAUAUAUGUUGUUAUAAUGGUUGCCGUCAAAGAUGCAUCUCGCCACCAUUUACAGACCCACGAUGUCCUCCAGUUGAAGAGAGAGUUGGAAUCUGCUCAAAUGAAUGUAAAUCAAACAUAGACUGCACAGAAGGAUUAAUUUGCUGUUCAAAUGGAUGUGGUACUCAUUGUCAAUAUCCUCCGUUUAUUCCAUUUUGAUAAAUUUGUGUGAAAAAUUAUAAAA